Protopterus annectens (West African lungfish) is the source of this 1942-nucleotide messenger RNA. RefSeq names its product 2-oxoglutarate and iron dependent oxygenase domain containing 1 (gene OGFOD1). The record is from RefSeq and is a predicted model, not a curated record. Gene Ontology annotation, cellular component: cytoplasm. Gene Ontology annotation, molecular function: L-ascorbic acid binding; peptidyl-proline dioxygenase activity; iron ion binding. NCBI's taxonomy places the organism in Eukaryota, Metazoa, Chordata, Ceratodontiformes, Protopteridae. The transcript has 15 exons. Gene Ontology annotation, biological process: peptidyl-proline hydroxylation; regulation of translational termination.
CCUAUUGAAACACGUACUACUGUAAUCCUGUAUUAGACUUUCUGGUGGCUGAAAUGAGAAACAUUUGUAACGUUUGGCAGAUGAAAUUCUCACUACCCCAAGAAUUAUCAAUGUUUAAUAGAAUUAUGGGAAACGCAGUUCAAAGUAACUGACCCCGGUUAUUACUUGAAAACUGCAAUACGGCGCAUCUUUAUGGUAUGUAACUCGGGAUCCUGUAAAUUUUAAAGAUGAGUGGAAAACGACGACAUUCUUAUCCUCAGCAGCAGGAAGAGUCCGGUAAAAGAAAAACAAAACGGGAAGAGAUACCUACACUAGCUGCACAGAUUAAGGAAGAGAGAUGCGGCGUACAGACAGCGUGGAGCCGUAAAGAGAAGUGUAGCAGGACUGGACUUGAACUGGAUGUGCAUCCGUUUCCUCACUGUGUCAUCCCUAACUUCAUUGAGAACCAGAGUUUUCUCGAAGGGCUUAAGAAUGAGCUUCUGGGUCUUCAUUUUAAUGAGAAAUCAAAUGAUCUCUAUAAAUUUAAGCAGUCUGAUGACCUGAAACAAAAGGAAGAGCCCUACAUUUCAGCCUUAAGGUGAGCCCUUACAACUAGGGUGCUUUCCUGGCUGACGAAUGUAGUAAAAAUUUGUAUAGAAUCAACUUUAUUAUAACAUUGUUCAGGUUUUGAUUUUUGAAAUGUCUUGCUGUGUCAUGACGAUUGGUUAGAAGGGCGAAGAAUUGCAUUUAUUCUUUAUCUUGUCCCCUCAUGGGAGAAGAGCGAUGGAGGUACCCUGGAUUUGUUCAGUACAGAUGAACAUUAUGAGCCACAGUGGAUUGAGAAGUCCUUGGUCCCUUCAUGGAACACUUUAGUGUUUUUUGAAGUAUCACCAAAAUCAUACCACCAGGUAUCUGAAGUUCUGUCAGAGACAAAGACUCGCUUGUCUAUAGGUGGAUGGUUUUAUGGACCAUCACUGGAAAGGCCACCACGUUAUAUUGAACGUGUUCUACCUCGACACCCACACAACCCACAAGAUCAUGAAAUUUUGUACGAGUGGAUCAAUCCUGCCUACUUGGAUAUGGACGCUCAGUCAAACAUUCAGGAGGAGUUUGAGGAUCGAUCAGAGAUCAUGCUGAAGAACUUCCUUAAGGUGGACAAAUUUCAAAAGGUUUGCAAGGCAUUGUCUGAGACAGACAUCCGGUGGAUAACUAAGGGACCUCCUAAUAAAAGAAGUUAUCAGCAAGCAGAGGAGGAAAGUAUGCCAGAAGUCCUAAAGCAGUGCAUGGAGCUUUUUCGCUCAGAGGCCAUCUUUCUACUCCUCUCCAACUUUACUGGCUUAAAACUGCACUUUCUGGCACCCUCUGAUGAAGAACUAGAAGAAGAAGCAGAAGCAGAGAAGGAAGGCUGUGCCUCAUCAGAAGACCAAAGAAACUCCUCCUGUCCUCACACUCAAGGAACAGGACACCAAGAGCCCAAAGAACCUGGUGUACCAGUUUGCAGGGGUGAAGUGAGACACUGGAGGCAUGGAGAUUAUACCUUGAUCCGUGACAGUGAUGUGGAAAAUACAGAGUUUGCCCUGGAUUUGAUAUUGUUUUCAGGAUGUAAAGGUUGGCAAGCAGAGUUUGGGGGCUACACAUCUUACAUUGCCAAAGAUGAAGACGAAGAGCUACUGACCAUUCACCCAGAAGACAAUUCACUGGCCCUCAUCUACAGGGAUAAGGAGACAUUGAAGUUUGUGAAACACAUUAACCACAAAAGUCUGAACCGAGAAAAAGAAGCAACAGAUAGAAAUGGAUACUGGGACUUUUAUUUUGUCUACUAUGAGUGACUGUGCUGGAGAUCAAUCAGAAUUUUAAUCAGUGUAAACAGGACUUUGAAUAUAUGUAUGCUGACCAGGAAGCUGCAGAGAUGUUUUGUAAUCCUAAAAAAAAGUAAAAUAAAAUACUCUGAUGAAAUUUCGCA